CUGAGGAUCACAGCCCCAAACACAGGCGACCCAACAGGUAGGUCGUUUUCUUCUGAUCUGAAACAACACAUGUUGCUUUGUCUGGUUUUUAAGGUAAUGUUUUUUAGUUUCAAGCCCUGCUUGUUCCAGGAUUUGUAUGCUGGUCUAAAUUCUUACAGAAAAAUUGUGUCUAAAACAAGCAUUGAAGUGAGUGACAGAGCGGUUUGGUGAUGGUGAAUCAGAUGGAAAGUUCUGUUGUGUCCAGUUAUAGUCACUAUGGUGCGGACAGUGGCCGUGAUCGGGGCGGGACCUGCUGGGCUGGUCAGCAUUAAGAGCUGCCUUGAGGACGGACUUCAGCCAACGUGUUUUGAGAGCAGUGACGAUAUAGGAGGCCUCUGGAAGUUUAAGGAGGUUUCUGACCCCAGCAGGGCGAGCAUCUAUCGAUCCCUGACCAUUAACAUCUCCAAAGAGAUGCUGUGUUACAGUGACUUUCCCAUUCCUGCUGACUACCCGAACUACAUGCACCAUUCCAAGGUGCUGCAGUACUUCUGUCUCUACACGGAACACUUCAAGCUGCUCCAGCACAUCCGCUUCCAGACUACAGUGCGCAGUGUGAAGCAGAGGCCUGACUUCUCUCGCUCCGGUCAGUGGGAGGUGGUGAUUGAGUUGAGGGAUGGGCAGAGAGAGACCCAUGUCUUUGAUGCAGUGAUGGUCUGUUCAGGUCACUACAAUUAUCCGAACCUCCCACUCAAAGACUUCCCAGGUAUUGACACUUUUGAAGGCAAGUACUUCCACAGCUGGGAUUAUAAAGGUCCAGAGGAUGCCCAUGGGAAGAGGGUGGUGGUGAUAGGAAUCGGGAAUUCCGGAGGUGACAUCGCUGUGGAGUGCAGCAGAGUGGCAGAGCAGGUGUACCUGAGCACACGCAGAGGAGCCUGGGUCGUCCGCAUGGUGUCGGACAAUGGAGUGCCACUGGACAUGAAAUAUAACACACGAUUCGUCCACAUCCUCUUCCAGUUACUCCCAGUUAGUAUUUUAAACUGGAUUGGUGAGCAAAAAUUAAACAGCAUGUACGACCACACCAAGUAUUGCCUCAAACCCAAACACAGGCUAUUCAGUCAGAUCCCAGUGUUGAACGAUGAGCUGCCUGUAAAGCUCCUGACAGGCGGCGUGAUUAUUAAACCCAACGUGAAGGAAUUCCGCAGCUCUAGCGUGGUGUUUGAGGAUGGGACUGUGGUUGACAAGGUGGAUGUUGUGGUGUUUGCCACAGGUUACAACUACGACUUCCCUUUCUUACCCCCCUCGGUGAAGAACACAUCUGGUCACAGGAUGAGCCUGUAUAAGCAUAUCUUCCCCCCUAGCCUGGAGCGCCCCACACUGGCGGUGGUGGGUUUCAUCCAUGCCCUGGGGGCCAUAAUGACCCAAGCUGAAAUGCAGAGCCGCUGGGUUACCCAGGUCUUUAAAGGACAAAAGAAACUGCCAAGCAACCAGGUUAUGCUAAAGGCUGUGGAGAAUGACACUAAAAACAUGGAAAAGAGUUACAUCUGCUCCAGACAAAGUCCACUGCAGGUCGACUUUGUCUCCUACAUGGAUGACAUCGCCGGAGAGGCUGGAGUCCGUCCCAGUCUCCUUUGGCUCUUCUUCACUGAUUUCCCUUUAUGGAAAAGGCUUCUGAUGGGCCCAGUCACAGCCUACCAGUACCGCCUCACUGGACCAGGCAAAUGGAGCGGUGCCCGCCAUGCCAUAUUCACCCAGUUUGAUCGCAUGUUCCAGCCCCUGCAGACACGACCAGUGGACAGUAAGAGCGAGAGUUCGCUGGUCGGUCGUCUCUUUAAAAUGAGUCUGUUCACACUCCUUAGUGCUGCCACUGCCUACUACAUCCAACAGAACCCACCAGAAACUCUCAAAGAUGUCAUUUCCACCAUCACUGCUUGGAGGGUCUGAAAGCACAUCCAAACUUAAAAAAGUGAAACCAUGUGAUUGUAGGA
This is a messenger RNA of Chanos chanos (milkfish), 1964 nucleotides long. RefSeq names its product dimethylaniline monooxygenase [N-oxide-forming] 5-like. Gene Ontology annotation, molecular function: NADP binding; N,N-dimethylaniline monooxygenase activity; flavin adenine dinucleotide binding. The transcript is spliced from 9 exons. NCBI's taxonomy places the organism in Eukaryota, Metazoa, Chordata, Actinopteri, Gonorynchiformes, Chanidae. The coding region runs from base 256 to 1920 and encodes 554 amino acids. The record is from RefSeq and is a predicted model, not a curated record.